This is a messenger RNA of Rhinichthys klamathensis goyatoka, 2031 nucleotides long. RefSeq names its product E3 SUMO-protein ligase ZBED1-like. The transcript has 6 exons. The coding region runs from base 1 to 2031 and encodes 676 amino acids. Lineage: Eukaryota; Metazoa; Chordata; Actinopteri; Cypriniformes; Leuciscidae. Gene Ontology annotation, molecular function: DNA binding; protein dimerization activity. The record is from RefSeq and is a predicted model, not a curated record.
AUGGCCAGUAAUGCGUUUAACGGACCAGAAAUAGAAGAUCCUCCAAUAACCAACAGAUCUGGUGUUUGGGUCCACUUUGGUUUCCCUGUAAGCUAUGAUGGUGAUGGCAAGAGAGUGGUGGAUAAAAAAACAACGGUAUGUCGCAUCUGCUACAUGACAAUAGGGCACACCAACGGGAAUACUUCAAACAUGUCAACUCAUUUACGACGACAUCACCCCAGUGUGUCAGUAUCCGGAACAAGACGAAAACAAGCAGAAACAUACAUGACACAAUCUAUCCCCGCAGCAUUUAGACAGGCAUUUCCAACUGAUUCAAACAGGGCAAAACAGAUCACCGCGGCGAUUGGUACAUUUAUAGCCGCGGAUAUGAGACCUUACUCUGUAGUGGAAAACGCAGGUUUUAAGAACAUGCUUAAUGUAAUUGAGCCCCGUUACACUAUUCCCUCGCGAGCCCAUUUCAGCCAGACUGUAAUUCCUGCUUUGUACCAAAAAACAAAAGCCCAAAUAGAAAACCAAUUGGCCAAAGCAACAGCCGUUGCUCUGACAACAGACGGCUGGAUGUCAAGGGCUACACAAAGCUACCUGACUGUAACGGCACAUUACAUUACCGCUGAAUGGGAACUGAAAAGCCACGUUCUUCAGACACGCCCCCUUGAUAGUCACACGAGUGAGGAUUUGGCCAAAGGGAUAACAGAAGCAGUGGAAGUGUGGAAGUUGGAGAGAGCUAAUCUAACUAUUCCUGUGACUACUGACAAUGCCAGGAAUAUAGUUAAUGCUGUUGUUGGAGCUGCUGGACUUGGGCCACAAAUAGGGUGCUUUGCCCAUGUCAUUAAUCUAGCAUCUCAGAAAGCAAUGGCAGUGCAGCAGAUCUCUCGUCUCCUAGCAAAGAUCAGAAAGAUUGUGACCUUUUUUCACAGAAGCACAACAGCAGCCCAUGUGUUGAAGACAAAACAGGAGUUGCUGCAGCUUCCUGUUCACAAACUCAUCCAAGAUAUACCAACUAGAUGGAAUUCAAGCUAUGAUAUGAUAGAAAGAUAUAUUGAACAGCAGGCUGCAGUGUAUUCUGCAAUGACAGACAAAGCUGUGAAGAAAAAUGUUAAAGACAUUAUGACUUUGUCUGAAAACGACAUGCGACUGGCUGAGAAUGUUAUCACAGUUUUGAAACCCUUGAAAACUGUGACAACCCUUAUGUGCACCGAGUCCUCUCCAUCUGCGUCCAUGGUCCUUCCUAUGAAAAUGAUGAUCCUGAAAUCCAUGGAACUGUCUGAUGAUGACAGCCCAGCAGUGAGGGGUGUCAAAACAGCCAUCAAAAAUGACCUGCAGCAGCGAUACACGUUACCUGAUCUUCAAGAUUACCUACACAAGAGCACAGCUUUAGAUCCACGUUUUAAAUCACUGCAACACUUGGAUGCUACCACUCGCCUGAGAGUCUAUGAAGCUCUAACCACAGAGAUUGUGACUGAGCAAGCUACGAGCACCACAGAGCCAGCAACCUCCAUAGAGACAGUGGACUUGGAGCCCUCAACAUCACCUCCACGAGAAAAGAAAUCAGCCAUGACUGAGCUUUUUGGAGGAAUGUUCAUGACCCAUCAUCAUGAUUCAAGCCCCAAAUCUGUGGCCAAAUUGGCAGAGGAGGAGAUGAAAUUGUACAUGGUGGACUCUAUUCCCCUGGAUGCAGAUCCACUAAAAUGGUGGAAAAACCAUGAGCACUUAUACCCUCAUUUUGCCAGGUUGGCACAGCGUUACUUGGCUGUGCCUGGAACCUCUGUCCCUAGCGAGAGGUUUCUGGGCCACAUCUGGCCCGGGACCCAGCCGGCUCUCAGCCAGAUCUGUCUUACAGUGCCUGUGUCAGGGCUCACAGAAGGAACAGACUGGAUGAUGGAUUGGAUGCAGUCACAUCAAAGAUGGAUGGAUCGGGAAGCAGGUGACGGUGAUCAUGAUGAUGAUGAGGUGCAGGUGCAGGUGAUGAUGACCGGGAAUGCUGGGAAGUGUAGUGAAGACACAGAUGAAGGAGGUGAGGUUCCAGUCUGA